Messenger RNA from Micropterus salmoides (largemouth bass), 3497 nucleotides. It is a transcript of the gene slc8b1, whose product is annotated as solute carrier family 8 member B1. The record is from RefSeq and is a predicted model, not a curated record. Gene Ontology annotation, molecular function: calcium:sodium antiporter activity. The coding region runs from base 331 to 1968 and encodes 545 amino acids. Gene Ontology annotation, cellular component: membrane. NCBI's taxonomy places the organism in Eukaryota, Metazoa, Chordata, Actinopteri, Centrarchiformes, Centrarchidae. The transcript is spliced from 15 exons. Gene Ontology annotation, biological process: calcium export from the mitochondrion; intracellular calcium ion homeostasis.
UCAGGCAAAGGUGGACAUUGAAUCUGAGUAGAGAGUCAUUUAAAGAAACAACAUAUUAAAGUGGAGCCGCAGCAACAACAACGACGCGUAUUUUGAGAUUAUUUUUAUUUCCAGUUUAAUUUUUAGCUGAAGGUCCGCACUGCGGGACUAAAACAACCCACCACGGUCACGUCAACGUACCACAAGAGAGAAUGGGCGCAGCUCCAGGAUGAAUUAAGUGAAUCAUGUCUUUCACUGUUUUAAUGUCACAUCUGCUGGUGGUUUAGGAUCACCAGCAGCACUUCGGGCUCCUCUGUCGCCAGGAACCAGCCUGGUGUCGGAUUAGCCACGAUGUUUCAAAACAACAACGAUGAGUGUGGCCUUGUGAUGAACCUCAGCGCUGCAGAACGCUGUGCAUUCGUGAAGAACACACCAGACUGUAACAUGGAAGAUGGCUUCAUCAACUACCUUCGUGUGGCCUUCUGUCUGCUUCCUCCCAACCUCACACCUCUCACCAUCACUCUCUGUAUUAUAUGGCUACUCUUUUUGUUCGUCAUUCUUGGACUUGCAGCAUCUAAAUUUUUCUGUCCCAACCUGUCAGCGAUCUCAACCAGCCUGCACCUCACUCACAACGUGGCUGGUGUGACAUUUUUGGCUCUUGGUAAUGGAGCUCCUGACAUCUUCAGUGCCAUUGCAGCUUUCUCCAACCCACACACUGCUGGGCUGGCUGUUGGAGCCUUAUUUGGAGCUGGUAUAUUUGUUACCACAGUAGUAGCAGGGAGCGUGGCGCUGGUCAAGCCUUUUGCUGUGGCCUCCCGGCCAUUUCUGCGUGACUUGAUCUUCUACAUGGUGGCAGUGUUUUGGACUUUCCUCAUGUUGUAUAGAGGAACCACGACACUUAGCGAAACACUUGGGUACCUGAGCCUCUAUGUGGUGUAUGUAUUGAUUGUUAUCAUCAGUGCGUACAUCUACAACCGGCAGAAACGUUCAAUGAACUCAAGUGUCCAGAACGCGGUACAUAUUCCAGCCGAGUUUGACUCGUCGGACUCGUCUGAUGAUGACAUCCCCUGCCUGACUGGUAGGACUCCCCAACAGGAGUAUGAGUCAGAGUACAGGCCACUUCUGCCUUACUCUGAGUCCACGAGCAAGAUCCUGCUGAGCUCUCUGAACCCGUUGGACAAUAGGGAGUGGAGGAGGAAAUCAUGGAGCUGGAGAGUCCUCAAAGUACUGAAGAUACCUCUAGAGUUCCUGCUGCUGCUCUGUAUCCCUGUAGUUGACCCUGAUAAAGAAGACAAGAACUGGAGACGCCCACUAAACUGUCUUCAUCUGAUCACUGCUCCUCUGGUGUGUGUGCUUGCCUUCCAGUCUGGAAUAUAUGGAGAUUAUAUAAUCCAAGGGCAGUUUCCCCUCUUGCUGCUGACUCUUCUGCUGGGACUUUUCCUGUCUGCCAUUGUCUUCUGCACCACCACUAACAACUGUCCUCCCAAAUAUCAUUCACUGUUUGCUCUUUUGGGCUUCGUGGUGAGUGCUGUGUUGAUCAGUGCAGCGGCCUCUGAGGUGGUCAGUCUUCUGCACAUGCUCGGUGUGGUGCUGAGUCUCAGCAACACUGUGCUGGGGCUGACUCUGUUGGCCUGGGGCAACAGCAUAGGAGAUUGUUUUUCUGACAUCACCAUCGCCCGGCAGGGUUACCCACGGAUGGCCAUAUCUGCCUGUUUUGGAGGCAUCAUCUUCAACAUGCUGUUUGGAGUAGGUUUAGGAUGUCUGGUGCAGAUGCUUGAUACACACAUGGAUGUGAAGUUUGAAGCAGAGGGUUUAUUGACGUGGAUUCUUGCAGGAGCUCUUGGUUUGUCUUUGGUCCUGUCCUUCGUCAUUGUUCCACUGUGCCGGUUUCACCUGGGUCGGACCUAUGGGAUAUUUCUCCUCAUCUUCUAUGCCAUCUUCCUCCUCAUUGCACUCCUCACAGAGUUUGGCAAGAUCCACAGUAUAUAGAUUUGACUCUGAGGUCAGUCUGAAAUGAGGGAUGUCCUCCCGUAAUGAGCAAUACAAAACUCAAUUGCACUCUAUAACUUGUUAUAUUGUGACAAUACCCCUACCUACCUACCUAAGGACACAGUGGAACAGAAGCUGCACAUAAUAUUAAUGCACUAUUUAUACAGGAAUGUACACCUUGUGUACUUGCCUGCUACCCGGAGCCGCCCUGUGGUGGGUUUGGGAAAACCAAGCAGGCAAAUGAAUGACAAAGACUUUUCUGCUCAGGGAGAGCUGAAAAUAAUCAUGACACUGUGCCUUUAUUCAACUCCUUAUUUGUGCUGACUGCUGCUAUGAUGGUACUGGUGAGUCCAGAGCAUGGGCACCGGAAGGGUUCCAAGGGACCAUUGUCCCACCACCACGCUUAAUGCAAUCUUCCCGUCCACCCUGUGUCUACAGCACAAGCGUGCAUUUUUUACUUGAUGGAUCGAAGAUAGCUCUAAGUACAAUCAAUGCAGUUGUCUGCACCGGCUCUGUGUGGGCUCAUGUUGGGCACACAGCGAGCUUGCAAUCUGUAUCAACAGUUUUGCCGUCUAUUUUCUCUGUGCGGUAAAUCUGGCAAGAAAACACACUGAUAAUCUAUUAUAAACUAUGUAAAUAAUGUAUGAAUAUAUAUGAAAUUAUCUGGUUCUGAUAAAUUAUGACAUAUGCGUCCCAUGCUUGCCAAUAUUUUUUAUUUUUCACUGUUCUGCCGGAGUUUCAUUUCCCCAGAUUUUUUUCUUCCCACAUGAUGCAAUAUAUAGAUCUACCCAUCCACUACAUUUAUAGGAAUAGUAUCAUGGCUGUUUUUUAAUGUGAUUUUUAAAUUACGUACUUAAUUCACAUAUUUGUCAGGUGUGUCUAAAUAGAGUGGCAGAGAGGAUCAGACACACACAUAGGCAGGAGAGAAUUCCCUCCCUGCAGAUCAUCACACAAGGCGAUGGUCAUUUUAACUUAAAUGUUGCAGAAGAGCUUUCGUUGUAAAUUCAUGAGGUUAUUAUAAACAGCUCUACAUGUCAUUGGAAAAAAGCAGAGGACCAGAAUCGCUGACCAGUGCUCCCACAAGGUUACAUACAUUAUAUUUAUCUACUAUUUGCAACCUGGACAGAGCAAAGUGUGCUGCUCUCUGCUCCAGUUUGAAAUGUAGGUUAAAAUACGGCCCACAUUUCCCAUCAUGCAGUGCUGGACUAAGCAGUUUAAAUUUGCGGUUUUAUGUUCCAAAAUGCAAAGGUUAAUUUUUGUUAUAUGUCUGUCCAGAACACGGUGGUUGAUGUUUGUAAUGUCCUUUUUGUGCUGGAUUAUAAUUUUAACUAUUAGUGAAGUUGCUUGGUAAUAACAUGGUAAUAGUGGCAUAAUAGUGUGAAGAUAAAGAGGUAAUAAUCAGGUAAUACUAUGUAAUUACUAAAGUAAUAACCAAGUAUUUAACCAAAAUGAUUAAGAAGGGGGAUAUAGGGAAAUGUAUGUAACAGAGUAAAGAAUAUUACCAAUAAAUAGAUACAGGUGGUUUAGCA